Paramecium tetraurelia is the source of this 932-nucleotide messenger RNA. RefSeq lists its product as uncharacterized. Lineage: Eukaryota; Ciliophora; Oligohymenophorea; Peniculida; Parameciidae. The transcript is spliced from 7 exons. Gene Ontology annotation, biological process: protein phosphorylation. Gene Ontology annotation, molecular function: protein kinase activity; ATP binding. The record is from RefSeq and is a predicted model, not a curated record.
AUGAAUAAUGAGUAUUAUUUUGAAUAAUAAGUAAUUAAUAUAUAAUAAUACAAAAAAGUAGGUAUGAUAUUAGAAUACUAACCAAAAAUAUUUUCGAAGGAUUAAUUCAGAGUAAGAUAUAAGGAUUUGGAAGAAAUAUAUAAUGAAGAAAUGUCUCCAACUUAAAUCGAAUUAGGCUAUGAUAAUGAAUUGCAACAAUCGUUGUUAAACACAUUUUUAAAGAACAAUUCUUUGAUGGAAUGUAAAGUACAUUCUUAAAUUAAAAAUGAUCAAUUAGUGGAAUUAUUUGAUUGUUUUCAAAGUGAGGAGGAAUACACACUAAUUCUGGAAUACAUGAAUAAUGCUAACUAUUUUAGGGACAAAAUUGAAACUGAACUUAAGAUAAUAUCAACAGAGGCAAAAAUGAAGUCCUACAUGUCGGAUGUAUUGUUGGGACUAGACUACCUGCAUACGCAAGGAUAUAUUCACUGCGACAUUAAAUUAGAGAAUCUGUUUUGUGAAAAAUUGGAGGAUCAAGUGUUUAGAAAUGUGAAAUUAGGAGACUUAGGAUUGGUGCAUGGUUAUGAUCUAAACACAGGACUAGGUCUGAUGCCAGUGAAGUGUGGAACAGCCAAUUACAUUGCCCCAGAAAUUACAAAUAAUGCUAUGGUGUCUCCGAAAAUAGAUAUUUGGUCUCUUGGAAUAAUAUUGUAUACAAUGAGUUGUGGUUAUAAACCUACUCAAAUUCAAGGGUCAUACAAGUAUUCAUAAGGUCCCAUACCCUUUAGAAAGUUUGAUUGGAAAAAGAGGUCAAAAGAAUUAUAAAACAUAAUAACUUUGAUGCUUGAUAUGGAUCCAAAUAAAAGACCAUCCUGCCAAGAAUUGAUGCAGCAUUCUUGGUUUGAAAUUGAUUCUUGAUAUUAACAGUGUAUUUAUUUAAUACAAAUUCUUUC